AUGCCCUGGAACAUCAAAUGGCUGAGCAGCUACAGCAGCCACAGCUCCCAGUCCCAGAAGCAAUGCAAGAAGUCCUCCUUUGCCUUCUACCAAGCGGUGAGGGACCAGCUGCCCGUGUGGCUGUUGGAGGACAUGAGGCGCAUGGAGGCCUUCCACUGGCAGGAAGGGGGCAAAGUCAGCACCUACUCCCCUUCCGAGGCCCUCCUCUACGCCCUGGUGCAUAACCACCAGCCUUACGCCCGCUACCUGCUGAGCAACUUCCCUCAGAGUGCCCUGGCUAUCCCCAGCCUUCACUUCAGCUGCUGCCAUUCCUCCGCUCCUCACUUGGCCAUGGCUGUGCGCUACAACCGUGUCCACAUCCUUCUGGAGAUCCUGAAGGCCAUCAGAGACUUCCCGGCGAGCGACCGGGCCAGCUAUUUGGACCGCAGAGGGUGCAGCCGAGUGGAAGGAGGCAAGACCGCCCUCCAUGUGGCUUGCGAGCUGGUGAGGCCUGAGUGUUUGCUCCUGCUGCUGGGCCACGGGGCCUCACCCUGCCUUGUUGACUGCACGGGGAACACGCCCUUGGACCUCCUCCUGCAGCAGAUCUGGGAGAGCCCGGCCUCGAACCUGCGCACCAAGCUGCUUCUCCUGGACUCCCUGUUCCUCUUUGUGCCUCAGGGCUCCCACUGUGCCAUGAAGGAGCAGCUGCUGCAGGACUCUGAGCAAUGGCAGGACCUGCUGGGGAAGCCCAGGUUCCAGUGGCUGGCGGGCUUAGCGCCUCCCUCCCUCUUUGUGAGUUCCAUGCAAGUCUUAAUCGGGACCAUUACGCCAGAUCAGUUCCCAGAGGCGCUGGACGACCUGCCUUUGCCACACUUCCUGAAGCCCUUGGACCUGAAACUGAAGAGUUAA
Podarcis lilfordi (Lilford's wall lizard) is the source of this 888-nucleotide messenger RNA. The record is from the annotation of a GenBank genome assembly. Lineage: Eukaryota; Metazoa; Chordata; Lepidosauria; Squamata; Lacertidae.